Molecule: messenger RNA, 282 nt
Organism: Morus notabilis
Lineage: Eukaryota; Viridiplantae; Streptophyta; Magnoliopsida; Rosales; Moraceae
Exons: 1
Molecular function (GO): RNA binding
Source: RefSeq, a predicted model, not a curated record
GCGAAAAGGCAUCGGCCCCACCCUCCGGCGCCGGAAGAGGAGGUGGUAGACAAGCCGAUCGCCAAGCCGGCGCCGCCGCCGGCGUUGGUGGUGAUGGGACUGGCUCCGGACUGCUCGGUGCUGGACCUGAAAUCGCGGUUCGAGAUCUACGGCUCCAUCUCCCGCAUCCGCAUCGACCGCGACGGCGUCGGCUGCAUCGCCUUCCGCUCCAAGGACUCCGCCGAGGCCGCCGUUGCCGCUUCCCUCGACCCCUCCUUCGGCAUCACUGUCCAGUCCCAAAAG